GGCAAACCACCAACCAGCGGGUAUUUUCUGCGUUUUGUGGGAUCACAGAGUUUAAUUUGCCUUGGCCUCCUUGGCUCUAGGUGGGCAGCCUGAGCGGCAGCGCGAAGAAUGCUUGGGGGGCGAAUGUGGCGAACACCAACUGGCCCCAAGCUUUGAUGCUGCUACAUACCUCAACCACUUGGGACUUGAUCGGCUGCUUCGGCAUCAUGUCUGGCCUGAUGCACUCUGACACCUGGAAACUUUGUGCUCGAUUCCUUGCCAUUAUGCCCACUGUGCGCGCCCAGCCGCACCGCCCGAGCUAUCGAUGUGCAGCGAGGGCCACCGGCCUGGGCCGCGCCCCUUCCCUGGCUUCGGAGGUCAGCCAGGAGAUGCGCCUGGCUCGCCUUGGCGAUGAUGGCACAGUACAGAGCGCAGUGGUUUGGGCUUGGGAGUGUGCGGAGGAGCCAUGGCCAAUGCAGACGGAGGGCACUUCCUUGAUGGAUUGCGCCUGAGGGCCUUGUCCAAGGCUUUCUCCCUUCGAAGAAGGGUUUGCCUUGCAUGGCUCUGGAAGUGUACACCUUGGGUCACACCUUGUUGUGAGGAUGAUGGAUUGCUGCUGUUGGUGAGGAUGUGGGCA
Messenger RNA from Effrenium voratum, 616 nucleotides. The record is from the annotation of a GenBank genome assembly. Lineage: Eukaryota; Dinophyceae; Suessiales; Symbiodiniaceae.